GGGACGCCUCAACUUUGUGAAGUGACAGUUGAUUUGAACUAUUACUUCUCAGUCAGUCAAAAGUUAAAGAUCAGGAUGAGGACCUUGGUUCUUUUGGUUCUUCUGGAAAUACACGGUGCUGCGGCUGUGACCCACAGUCUGCAGUACUUCUACACAGCAUCCACUGGCAUUGAACGGUUCCCCAGAUUCGUUGCAGUGGGUGUUGUGGAUGGAGAGCAAAUUGAUUACUAUGACAGCGUUUCAGAGAAGAAUGUCCUGAAGCAGACCUGGAUGGAAGGAGUUAGAGAUGAGAGCAGAAUCACAGACAUCAGACGAGGAGCUCAACAGUCCUUUCAAGGCAAUAUUGGAAUAGCAAUGGAGCGGUUCAACCAAACCACUGGUGUUCACAUUUUCCAGUGGAUGUACGGCUGUGAAGUGGAUGACGAGACAAAAGAGCUGAAUGGAUAUGAGCAGUUUGGUUAUGAUGGCGAAGACUUCAUAACAUUAGACACAAAGUCAGGGUCAUGGGCUGCUCCAAAACAACAGGCUGUUAUCACUAAACACAAGUGGGACAGUGACACAGCUAACACAGCAUACAAGCUGGAUUAUUACACCACGAUUUGUCCUGACUGGCUGAAGAAGUAUCUCAACUAUGGGAAGAGCUCUCUGAUGAGAACAGUUCUUCCUUCAGUGUCUCUCCUCCAGAAGUCUUCUUCCUUGCUGGUCACCUGCCACGCUACAGGUUUCUACCCUAACAAAGCUGAGUUGGUCUGGAGGAAAGAUGGAGUGGAGUUUCAUAAUGGUGUGCACAAAGGAGAGAUCCUCACCAACAAUGAUGGGACCUUUCAGAUGAGUGCUGACCUGAAUAUUAGCUCUGUUCCAGCUGAAGACUGGAGGAUGUAUGACUGUGUGUUUCAGCUCGCUGGUGUGAACAAGGACAUUGUCACCAAACUGGACCGAGAAGUGCUGAAGACCAAUGAAGGUCCUUCAGGAUUCCCUGUUGGUGCUGUUGUUGGUGUUGUUGUUGGAGCAAUGGUCUUACUUGGAGUUGCUGCUUUAGUCUACUUCAAGUGCUUCAAGAAGGAAAACGAUGGAUUCAAACCUGCAAACAGUAAGUAUUUUAUUAUAUAUGAAAGUUUUGUUCUUUUACAGGUAUUUGCUUUCUUUUAUUGUAAUUUAAUCAUAUUUGUUUGCUUCAUUUAAAGAUUUUUAAAAUCGCUAAGAGAAACUUAUUCAAAAUCAAUCAUGUUUUUUCUGAAAUUUAAUUGAUAUUUUAUUUUUAGCUUCUGACACUUCAUCUUCAUCAUCUGAGGGUUCAAACACAAAGAAAGAGCCCAUUGAAGAGCAGAAAAUGAUCAACUCCACUGCAUGAAAAUAAUUUGAGUGUACUAUAAAAAUUAAAAUAAAAAACAGAAUUCAGAUUAUUUAAAUCUUUUUAAGUUUACUCUCCAGGAAUAUUUCUAAUUAAUUAUUAUCUUUAAUCCUCAUUUUCAAAGUUAACUUGGGCACAUAAUUCAGUUCUCUCUAUAGGUUUCUGAGACUGGUUAAAUAUGAGGUAGUCAGAAUUGAUAGUUUUUUUAUUUAUACAGUGGAGGAUUUAUUUCUAUCUGAAGAGAACUGAUGUAUCUGUCCAGAUUGCUAAGCAAAUGUUUUGUGCAUCACUGUAGAAACUAUCAGUUAAAGACAUGAAAAUGAUAUUUAGAAAAAGCUGUUUUUCCUCUUUGUUAAUCUUGGUUAAAAAAAAAUGUUGUUGAAUUAAUAUGGGUGCAUCAUAGCAGUUUGAAUCUCUCCUUGGUGUGUAAAUAUUCUGUUUUAAUCAAAUUUAUUAUUUUACAAAUUACAAUAUUUCUGUCUAUCCUAAAUUGAUUUAAAAUGACAGUGAUAUAUAUAUAUAUAUAUAUAUAUAUAUAUAUAUAUAUAUAUAUAUAUAUAUAUAUAUAUAUUAAUCUACUUUAUUGUAACAGUUUGGUUCAAAUAACUUUUUUUUACCAUUUACCAUUUUUUUAAAUGUCUCUGAUAGGUCUUUUUUGGCUUCUGUUGACAUUUUUCUGUAGGAUCUGUUAAUCAUAGUUUGUGUUCUGGUUUGGGAUUAUUGGGGACUUUGUUGUAUAAAGUAUGACAUUCCCAUUUUGUUAUAACUUGGACAAAUUAAAUUCUGAUAAAUAAAGUGCUUCCUGAAACAGG
Maylandia zebra (zebra mbuna) is the source of this 2163-nucleotide messenger RNA. The record is from RefSeq and is a predicted model, not a curated record. NCBI's taxonomy places the organism in Eukaryota, Metazoa, Chordata, Actinopteri, Cichliformes, Cichlidae.